AAUCUCUAAACUCUAUUUAAAAAUGAGCAUGAUGUUCUUUGACACCAAGAGUAUAAAUCCUUCCUACAGUAGGACUGAUAAGUACAAUAAUCCUAUCUCACAUAAGCGGACAAAAGAGUCCCUAGUAAUGAGUCAAUCUCAAAGUCCAGAGCGGUUGGUGCUCCCAGCUCUAAACCAGGCUAGGAUAAUAGACCAACAGAGUUAUCCUGGAGCCAGACAAAGCUCUAUCCAGCCAAAGAGAUUUUUCGAUCAACCCAACAAGUACAUGUGUGGAAAUGAUAUGAAACUUUUGAUGAACCAGAAGAUAGAAUUCAAUAAAAAUGUAAACUCGUAUAUUAGUCAGAAUUUAGUCUCCCGUAAGAAACGCCUCAACAGAGAAUUCUCCAAUAAUUCAGGAGGAGGGGGAGGCACUAGCCCAGCAGAUUUUAAAGACUCCAAAGCGAAACAAAAGAUGCUUCAUGAUUUCAAAUAAAGAAAUUUUCAAUAGGGAAAAGGAUGAUCAUGUAAAAAUGAGGGAAAACAUCAGGAAGGACAACUCUCUUGCUCAACUUGAAAAGAAACUUAAAUAAAGAAGUGUAUAAAUAAUAUCUUAGACAAGCAGAACAAGAAGAAGGUAUUUAACCUUUCAAGGCCUUAUCAAAGUUACACAGACAGUAAGAGUUACAUUGACCUUGAGAAGGAAGAGGAUAAGAUUCUCUCACAUUUAUCAAAGAAAUAAGUACUCAAAGAGGAACUAUGACCCUGUCUGUGAAAGUCCUUCUGAAUUCUUCACAUCUCCUCUCCCACAGUCUGUGGCUAAGAAGAGUCCUAAUUAUAAUCGGUUUAAUCAACCUAAGUGGUAUGAACAGUAUAAAGAAAAAGCACAGAAAAUCAGGAAGGAAAAGUUAGCUAAAUCAAAGCAAAACUCAGAUAUAUUUGACCUUGCUGCUAUUAUUAAUAAACAGAAGAAGAACAGAGACUCUCCCUUCAGAGUCAACAGAAGUAUUCAGCAGAAGAAGUCGCCAAAGAGGUCACAGAAGGAGGCAAAACCUCCUCUUCCCAAAGAAUAUCUCACUGGAACACUUAUGAGAAACUCUACCCUGAAUUUCAUGAGAAAAUAA
Molecule: messenger RNA, 1100 nt
Organism: Moneuplotes crassus
Lineage: Eukaryota; Ciliophora; Spirotrichea; Euplotida; Euplotidae
Source: the annotation of a GenBank genome assembly